AUGGGGAUUGACCGAGCACGCCUCCGACCCUCUGGGGCUCCUUUCCAUGGUGUCAUGCCAGGGAAGCAAGCGAUACCGCUCGGGCAGAUCGACCUGCCCGUGACAUUUGGGGAUUCUUCCAAUUUUCGGAAGGAAACCCUCACCUUUGAGGUGGUGGGGUUCAAGGGAGCCUACCACGCCAUCUUGGGGAGAUCAUGUUACGCGAAGUUCAUGGCCAUCCCAAACUACACAUAUCUCAAGCUCAAAAUGCCGGGUCCAUGCGGGGUCAUUACCAUGGGAUCGACGUAUCAGCGCGCUUUUCAGUGCGAGGUAGACAACUGUGAGCUUGCCUCGGCAAUCAUCGCCUCUGAGGAACCUGCUCCCAUCGGGACCGACGUCUUCCACGAGAAGCCCGACUCCAACCGCAAGACGGAGCCGCUUGCACAGACCGAGGAUGUCAAGAAGUCGCCUCUCAAUCCCCAGAAGCCGAGAGACAAGAAGUCGAGGGCCGGUGCGGCUCCAACCCCCGAGUAG
Messenger RNA from Panicum virgatum (switchgrass), 513 nucleotides. RefSeq lists its product as uncharacterized. Bases 1 to 513 code for a protein of 170 amino acids. Lineage: Eukaryota; Viridiplantae; Streptophyta; Magnoliopsida; Poales; Poaceae. The record is from RefSeq and is a predicted model, not a curated record. The transcript has a single exon.